AUGGCGGCCACUUACAAGCAGUUCCUGGCCGCGCCCAGCUCGUCACUGCUGGCUGAUACAGCGGCCUUGCACUACGUUACUACGACUGUAUCCUUCGCCGGUCCUACCCAGAUCAUCAAACAUCUCAACGGACUUCAGAAGAAGGUGUCUAAGAAGAAGGAGGAUGUAUUCAACAUUGUCGAUGGCGGAAACGUCAUUGUCUUGGAAAUUGACACAGGUCUCGGUUUCCAAACUAGUGGCGGCCCAUAUCUUCCUGGUCUUGACGACAAUUUUCUGGCUGGCCGCGACGUCUAUCUUCCUAUCACUCACUUUGUGACCUUCGACGAAGCCGGCAAGAUUGUCCAGAUCCGACUCCAGUGGGACCAGGGUUCGCUUCUUAAGCAAGUUGAAGUGAUUGGAAAAUCUGGUCGCAACUGGCCUAUUAGAGAUAGCCGAGAGCAGAUCGCAUUUAUACAGGCAUGCAUCAGGACUGCAGGCACUACCGCCCCUGCUGCCUCGAAUCACAACGAGACCGUUGCGCGAGACCGAACUAACUCCAAGAACGCUUUUCGUGACCCAUCCACGAGGCUGUUUGGUUCGCGGGACGAAUUUGAGGAUGCUGAGCCUGCCGCUGUUGUCUCUCCCUAUGCGGGUACACGACCUCGCCAGCGAUCGUUCACCGAAAUUUUAGGUGACGAGCCCACGUCACCAAGCGCUGGUCGUCGAGCCAUGUCGCCAGCUAAGGGCGGUCAGGGCAAGAACUUCAAGCCUUCACGCAUUUUCGAUGGUCAGGAAGACAUCGACCGCCCGCCUGUAGAGCUUCAACAACACACAAACAAACGUUAUAUCAAGCCCCACCCCAAGAAGUACUCUCAUUUUGACUUCGCAGACGGUAGUGAUCCUCAGGACAGCCCUCAAAAAGGCCAACAUUUCGAUGAUCUACCCAAGACCAAGCGCGACAGCCAAUGGUCUUUCGAGGAUUUCACAACACCUCAGAAAGUGAAGCCGUCCAAGACAAUGCGAACACAGGAUGUUCGCCAUUGGGAUACUGACAGGGACGCUACGGAGAAUACCCCUGUUUACCAGACAGCCAAGCCUCGACGUGAUGACCCACACUUCGAGCUUCCAGACGACGGUGAGAGACUGCCCCAACCGCCACGUACCGGUGCCCAACCCCCUGGCUACGCUCAUAACGAGGGCCUCGGGCUCUAUAAGAAUCAAGUGUUUAAUAGAGAAGAAGCAGGAAACAACGAGCUCCCUUUGGGCAACGUUACCAACGUAAAGAACCGCGGAAAGGAUUUCGAUCACCACUUUGAAAUCGCCGACAACUCGCCAGCUCACCUACAACAGCGCGCAAACGAAGGCCACAAGAAGGCAGUUCAAAUGAUGGAUCACCACUGGGAUACGUACGAUAGGUCACCGGCCUCUCAGAAGGAGAAUCGCCCGACAGAGAACACUCCUAGUCACAAAAUCAACAUCGCUGGUGAUGGUAUGGGAGGUCGAAAGGGCACCAACCGGGAUUGGCUCUAUGGUGAUGCCGAAGAUGUUGCCCAACCAAUUCCCACUCGUAAGCAACCUAAUACAGUCACCUCUGACGUUCCCCUGCACAAGCCUCCUAAGAUCAGCGUUGCUGGUGAUGGUAUGGGCGGUCGAAGGGGUGCCGACCGAGAUUGGCUUCAUGGCGAGACGAGCGAAGCGGCCAACGACGAAUCAACAAACACCAGACCGAUUCCCGAACGCACACCAGUAUCGAACACCGCACCCGCCCGCGAGGUGAAGGAGAACACAGAAAAGCACAAGAUCAACAUUGCCGGCGACGGUAUGGGUGGUCGAAAGGGAACCAACCGAGACUGGCUCUAUGGUGAGACAGACGAGAUAGCUAGCAACGUACCUACAAACCCCAAGCCAGUCCCUGGACGAACACCAGCCUCCAACACCGCACCAGCCAACGAGGUGAAGGAGAACACAGAAAAGCACAAGAUCAACAUUGCUGGUGACGGUAUGGGUGGUCGAAAGGGCACUAACAGGGACUGGCUUUAUGGUGACGCGACCGACGUGACCGAGAAGCCCCUUCCUUCACGACGACAAAACACAUCCUCCAAGAAGGAUGAUUUCUGGGAUUUUUAG
This is a messenger RNA of Fusarium poae, 2106 nucleotides long. RefSeq lists its product as uncharacterized. Bases 1 to 2106 code for a protein of 701 amino acids. The record is from RefSeq and is a predicted model, not a curated record. The transcript has 2 exons. Lineage: Eukaryota; Fungi; Ascomycota; Sordariomycetes; Hypocreales; Nectriaceae.